Symbiodinium natans is the source of this 1773-nucleotide messenger RNA. The record is from the annotation of a GenBank genome assembly. NCBI's taxonomy places the organism in Eukaryota, Dinophyceae, Suessiales, Symbiodiniaceae.
AUGGCUGAUUCCGAGUUGGAGAGUGCACUGGCGAAGGAAGGCUUGGCAGCAGAGGUCAUCAAAGUGGCCACGGAAGGGGGCUGGACAGCCUCGGCGUUCAAACACGUUGUUGAAACUCAGGCAGAAGUUGAGGGAGCCAUCCCCGAGAUCUUCCCAGGUCAGAUUUUGUCUCGGUUGCAGAUAGCCCAGAUCAAAGCAGCGUGGGCGGGCAUGCAAACAUCCAGUUCCUCUAGUGCUCUACCGGCCCCUGUCAACGCAGAUCCUACUUUGGAGACAUGGGUAGAGAGUUUUGCUCCCAAAAUUGCAUCCACGAAGCUGUCCGAUAUGAAGCGCCAAUUCCUUGCAAAUUACCCAAGUGAGGUCUUGAAUCCAUCUACUCUACCCUCUUUGAGGCUGAUUUCCCUCGCAGCUCAUCAAGAGGCACGUUCGGAGUAUAAAUGGAUAGCUUGGAAACAUCGCAUGACGGAAGAGAAAGCUUCGGAGUUGUUAAUUGCCAGACCCCACAAACAGCCCAAGCUCGAAAUGCUGGGUCUUUCCAGCUUGCUCCUUGAUGAUCCGCCUACAAUCGAAGUGACCGAUGCCAAUAUGGGGAUCAGUGGCAUCCAGCGAAUCUUGGCAGUGCAUGACGUUGCGUUGGCCAUGGUUGGCUCAGCUCACCUUGCCCGCCUUAAAGCCUACAGCUGCAAGUUCGUCCAGCUUGUGUCCCAGCGUUUCGACCCAACAUCAGGCCUGCGUGCACCGACAAUCCUAGAAGCGCAACAGGCAGAUUGUCGGAUUUGGCAGAGCAUCCAUUCUUUAGUCAGUGAGAAAGCUUGGAGCUUGAAUGACGCGUUGCAUGAGUUCACUGAAAUCAGAGGUGAGCUUAGCACCUUGCUGCAGGCUCGUCCGAAAGCCUUGUUCAUCCCCCGCGGCCCCGAUCUCAAAGGCAAGGGGAAGCAGGUCGGCCAAUGGAAAGGCCUCGGCAAGGGCCAGGGCCGGGGCAAGGAAAAGGGCGGUAAGCCCAAGGGCGCUCCAGGGAGACACAUCACCUUCGUGAAAGAGAUCCAAGUGGGAUCUGAGAAGAAAGGGCUGUGUGUCCAGUGGCAGAUUGGCCGCUGCACAAGGGGAGGCUCCUGCCCCUUUGUUCAUGCAUGUGCAUACCCCAAGCAGGCAGGUGCAAAUCGUGUUGCUGGGUAUGAUAUCCAGCCGGCAGCUCGGCCAGCCGAGCCUGUAAAUGUGCUUCCGAAAUCGGUCUCCUUGUUGGAGACAAAUGCUGGGCCUGUGUCGUCGCCAGCAGUGCAAUGUCCUCAGGGCAACAUCCCUUCACAACCCGUGUUGGGUGAUGUCACGUGCAACAUGCCUGGUCGUUCCAGUAAUGAGGUAACACCCGGGCAGGAGCGUUACUUCAGCGGCUCCGGGGGAAUCGGGAUACUGGAACUUUGGGGUGCGCCUAGGGAAUCCUUCGGCCCGUUCAUCAGUUACGGUGAGACUUGGAAUGCCUUGUGUGUCAGCAGGAACAUUUUGACGUCCCCGCACAAGGACACAGCAAAUUUGCCGGGGUCGUCAAAUUUGACAGUGGGGAUAGGUUCGUACUCGGAUGGAGGCCUUUGGGUCGAGGACCAAGCAGGCACUGUACAGCAGUUCAUCCCCAAGCUUGGGGUGACUCUCCCGGGCAAGAUCGUCACAACGCAUCAUGCGCCGUUUAAGUUCCCCGUGCACCUUUGGCACUGCACCCAACCGUGGCUUGGCGAUCGAUGGGUGCUGACUGCCUUUACCCUCCCAGGCAGUUCCUAG